CUUUGCUUACUGUCGACGGCUUGACGAAUAUUGAAGGUCUGAUUGACUGGCAUAUCUGCGUAGGCCCAGGCGGGUACAUGAACCUGGUCAGAGCGCUUGGAGGUGGUGAUACGCAGCUGGUGCUGCUCGCAAUGGGUCAGCCACUGAUCCGAGGUCAGCGAGUAGUUGCCCUGACUCAUCAGACAAGCGCUCCAGAUGUUGAAGAAGAUGUUUGUGCUGUUUGUGCUGAGUACAACAACAUGCACCAAGAGCAAAAACGUACCAUGUACACCAGUUUGCACUCGGUUCCCCAUUCCAUGUGUGCUGCACUUCCCGUCCACCAAGCACAGGUCUUGCCCACCGAGCCGCCCUCACCGGUUGGCACCGCACCAUCUCCUCGACCAGUUCACACGGCGUCUGACCCUGCGACCCACAGCUCUGUGAUGAUCAUCCUGGGAAUAUUUGGGACGAUAGAAGAGCGACCAGGCUUAAAGAGAGGAAGCUACCGAGAUUCAUCACAUACGGACGAGGAUGUAAGAACAACUCGAAACAGACAGUGAAAAAGAAGAGUCCCAACGAACCAUGUGGAUCAAUUCCGAGUUCGAAAUGACGAUUUCGGGAUACGGUCACAAGUUCACGUUAUUUCCAGACGGGAUCAAAUUUCAAAGGGUUUUCAAUACUGAUCGUUACUUGACUGUAGCCACUACACAUAUCCUACCAG
Messenger RNA from Guyanagaster necrorhizus, 700 nucleotides. RefSeq lists its product as uncharacterized. Lineage: Eukaryota; Fungi; Basidiomycota; Agaricomycetes; Agaricales; Physalacriaceae. The coding region runs from base 78 to 539 and encodes 153 amino acids. The transcript has 3 exons. The record is from RefSeq and is a predicted model, not a curated record.